GCAGGGCGGCCGCCCCCGGUCGGGGGGAGUCGCAGGGCCGGGAGGAGCCGAGAGGAGCGCGGCUGUGGGGCGGCCCCGGGCCGGGUAAACACGCCGAGAUUCCUGCGGCCCUUCAGUGAUACAGGAUGCUGUUUCCUCUGGUGUUGUGUGCAGUUAUGCUGGUAGGGAGCAGUAAAGUUCAAGAAGAUGAAUGGAUUGACCCCACGGAUAUGCUCAAUUAUGAUGCAGCAUCAGGAACAAUGAGAAGACCUUACAAGGCAAACUAUCAUGACUCUGAGGAUAAGACUGCAGAUACAGUCAGUACUGAAAUCUCACCAAGUUGUUCCAGGACAAUAGAUUCCCUGCAACAGAAGAUUGCAGAAUGUGAGAAGAGGAAUGCCAAGUCACAGGAAAGCCGUAGCUUUUAUAUUUUUAAGCGAUACUUGAAUAAAAUUUUAAAUGAAGCUGGAAAACUUGGCCUUCCUGAGGAAAACGUGGGCCAAGUCCACUACGACGCUGAGAUCAUCCUUACAAAACAGACAUAUGUGGAGAUCCUCAGGUUUCUCAAUGAGGAGACUUGGCAGCCAGGUGCCAUGGAUGAUGCACUUAGUGAUAUUUUGAUCAAUUUUAAGCACCACGAUUAUCAAGCUUGGCACUGGAGAUUUGAAGACACUUUUGGAAUUGACCUGUAUAAUUUGUUUUUGCUGCUCUUGUGCUUAGUGUGCAUUGUAACUGUAAUAGCUACAGAGCUCUGGACACGUAUUCUUUGGUUCGUUCAGCUAAAACGUCUUUUGUUAAUAAGUUUUUUCAUCAGUGUUGCAUGGAAUUGGCUUUACUUGUAUAAGUUGGCCUUUGCUCAGCAUCAAGCAGAAAUUGCGAAAAUGGGGCAGUUUGAUAACAUCUGUGCUGAGAAGUUGGACUGGAGAGAAAGUCUUUUUGAAUGGCUUAGAAGUACAUGGACGUUACAGGACGAUCCCUGUCAGAAGUAUUAUGAAACUCUACUUGUAAAUCCUAUUUUGCUGGUUCCACCAACAAAGGCCUUGGCAAUUACUUUCACCAACUUUGUAACUGAACCUUUGAAGCACGUAGGACAAGGUAUUGGUGAAUUCAUCAAAGCACUAAUGAAGGAGAUUCCAUUCGUUCUGCAGGUUCCAGUACUAAUUAUGAUGGCUCUGGCUGUCCUGGCUUUUUGCUAUGGUGCAGGAUCAUCAGUGUCUGCCUUAAGAUACUUAACAUCUUCUCAGAGGAGAAGUCUUCCUCCACCUGACAGUCAACAGGAGCAAAUAGGCUUUAGGCAGUACGAUGGGAGGCUGUCAGAGGACUAUUACUUGCAGGAGCACCCGUAUGUGUACAGAGGACACCAGGACAGAGGAGAUGGCUCUGCGAGACCUCCCCUCACUGUGAGAGCAGCGAACGGCAGCAGGAGCCCCGACGCGGCACAGACCAGAGAUGAGCCAGAUACACACGUACAAGAGUCUCACAGACCAGAACCUAAUAAUAGGUUGUACACUGAGUCUGAAGUUCAUAGACUAGAAACUCUCAAAGCUGAAAACCAUACUAAGGAACCUGCAGUUGAGCAGCAGAAACAGGAGACAGGCAAAGCAGAGCGAGAGGCUGGAGAAAACUGUGAUCCCAAUAAAAACCUAGAAGGGAAAAGCUCUGCGAUGGAGCAAGGUGAAGAGAAGGAAAAGAACAUUUUACACAACUCCCAGGAAGGAGACUAAGGAAGGCCCGAGCUCUGCUGUGGAGUAGAGGAUUUUGCCACUGAAGCAGCUGGGAGUCUGUUCUUCUCCUGGAAGUAGCACCUCUGGUCAUCCAUUCUGUUACUCUGGAAUCGACUCAGCAGAUCAAAGAACCCUUCAUCUGCCAUUGUCUCUCGACUGCUUUUCUGAAAAGGAGAAAAGAUUUAGGGGUAUUUUGAACUUAAGAGUACCUAAAGCUGGGACAACUGCAGAGUUUAGUCCAGUCCUGUUUCAUAUUUGUGAAUCUGAAAUCUAUUAAAAUAAAUUUUUUUAGU
This is a messenger RNA of Neopelma chrysocephalum (saffron-crested tyrant-manakin), 1996 nucleotides long. It is a transcript of the gene CLCC1, whose product is annotated as chloride channel CLIC like 1. The coding region runs from base 126 to 1703 and encodes 525 amino acids. Lineage: Eukaryota; Metazoa; Chordata; Aves; Passeriformes; Pipridae. Gene Ontology annotation, molecular function: chloride channel activity. The transcript has 12 exons. The record is from RefSeq and is a predicted model, not a curated record. Gene Ontology annotation, cellular component: membrane; endoplasmic reticulum.